CUCGAGGGCUUGCUAUUACAAGCUGCAGACGUCAACCCCUGCUUUCUGAUUCACCUGCUUCUCCUCCCUGAUUUUUUCCUCGCUUUCAAAUAAAUUCCAGCGUCCUUAUCGAUCUUUUUUAAUUCUGUUCAAUUUAUGGGGCACCACUCCUGCUGCAACAAGCAGAAGGUGAAGAGAGGGCUCUGGUCUCCUGAGGAAGAUGAGAAACUCAUUAACUACAUUACCAACUACGGCCAUGGCUGCUGGAGCUCCGUCCCCAAACUUGCAGGCCUUCAGAGAUGUGGAAAGAGUUGCAGAUUAAGAUGGAUAAAUUAUCUAAGACCUGAUUUGAAACGAGGAAGCUUCUCUCCUCAAGAAGCAGCCCUAAUCAUUGAACUCCAUAGUAUUCUAGGAAACAGAUGGGCUCAGAUAGCGAAACAUUUACCUGGAAGAACAGAUAAUGAAGUGAAGAACUUUUGGAAUUCAAGCAUCAAGAAGAAGUUGAUUUCUUCUCAUGAUAAUGUUCCGGCGUUGGCCACCUUUGCUGACCUUCACAACACUACUCUGCCGGGGGAAGGUUUCUUCGCCCUAAACGGAAACCAGAAUUUGAUCCUCACUGCUCAGCAGGACCACCUCUACCAUUCCUCGCCAACUCCAAUUGUACAGAGCUUUUCAAAUCUAGAUUUCAAGCCAAACCAUCAGACAAAUCCUAUCGAUUUCAUUAAUCAUUUGCCAACUCCGGUGAUCCCACAGCCAAAUCCAUGUUCUUAUGAUCCCACGUGGUUGCUGCCCUACGAUCAUCCUCAAAACCUUCACCAGAACCAAGAGGAUCAGACUUUUAGCAACGAAAUAGUGACAAAUUUCAUUGGAGAUCAUAAGUUUAUCAACCCAACUGUUGCCAUUUCAACACCUUAUGAUAGUCCACUAAUGGCGGCUUCCUUGCCUAAACUCUGUGAGAUACUGGAAGGAAAUGUCUGCAGCCUUUCACCGGCACCAGCAUCAUCAGUUUCACUAGAAGUGGAUCCGGCCACCACCGGACUCUCCUGCUUUCCAUCUCUGAAUUUUCCACAAAGUCAUCACCAAAUGGAGUAUAUUGAUCCCAACAUUGUGUCACAGCCAUCUUCAUCUUCCACAUUAUCCGCAUUACCAGGCAGGUCAUUCCUGACAAACCCUAAUCUUCCUUCUAGCAGCUGGGAUCCAUAGACUUGUGGGUGUAUCAGAAAUCUUGCACUGGUCGACUUUUUGCUAGGUACUACUAUCAAUUAUCAAUGCAUUUAUUUCUUGAAAUAUAUAUAAAUUUAUAUGCGUAAAGGAAAAACUGAGAGUGCCACCCUUUUGGAGAAAUUGAGGAAAUCUAAAUGUUUCUAGUUCAGGUUAUAUUUUCAGGAAAUAAUGUUGCUAUGCGUUAUAUUACUUCCAAUAUAAAUAAGUUUUGGUUCU
Messenger RNA from Rubroshorea leprosula, 1419 nucleotides. The record is from the annotation of a GenBank genome assembly. NCBI's taxonomy places the organism in Eukaryota, Viridiplantae, Streptophyta, Magnoliopsida, Malvales, Dipterocarpaceae.